GGGCACUUUCCUUGGCCAGACGGGGAAGAUGGCGGCGGUAACAGGGACGGCGCUCCCUGCCGAGUGGAUCAAGACCUGGGAGAAAUCCGGCAAGGGCGAGUUCUUGCAGUUAUGUCGUAAUCUCUGUGAAGAUACUGCUGUUAGAGGUAUCCAGCAGGCUUUGUAUGAGCUUGCCUAUCAUGUUGUGAAAGGAAACCUAAAGCAUGAUCAAGCAUGUAAUGUUCUCAAUUACAUUAUAGAAUAUCGAGAUGACAUGCCUUCCAUCCUAGCUGAUGUAUUUUGCAUAUUAGACAUUGAAACUAGUUGUUUAGAAGAAAAAAGUAAGAGGGACCAGUUCAUGCAGCUGGUGUUAGCGUGUUUGUACUUGGUUUCAGAUACUAUACUAAAGGAGCGCCUGGACCCAGAUACAUUGGAAUCAUUAGGGCUUAUCAAGCAGUCUCAGCAGUUUAAUCAAAAAUCUGUGAAAAUCAAGACAAAACUUUUUUAUAAGCAGCAGAAAUUCAAUUUAUUAAGAGAAGAAAAUGAAGGUUAUGCAAAACUGAUUGCCGAACUGGGACAAGAUUUAUCAGGAAGUAUCACCAGUGAACUGAUCCUAGAAAAUAUCAAAUCUUUAAUAGGAUGUUUUAACCUGGAUCCUAACAGAGUGCUCGAUAUUAUCUUAGAAGUCUAUGAAUGCAGGCCAGAAUACGAUGAAUUCUUCGUACCUUUGAUAGAAUCCUACAUGUAUAUGUGUGAACCUCAAACGCUUUGUCAUAUCCUUGGAUUCAAAUUCAAAUUCUAUCAGGAGCCAAAUGGAGAGACACCUGUUUCUUUAUACAGAGUUGCUGCAGUGCUUUUGCAACACAAUCUCAUAGACUUGGAAGACCUCUAUGUACAUCUUCUUCCAGGAGAUAAUGCUAUCCUAGAAGACCACAAGCGAGAAAUUGGAGAAGCCAAACAGAUUGUGAGGAAACUUACCAUGGUGGUGUUGUCUUCCGAAAAGACGGAAGAGAAAGAGAAGGAAAAGGAAAAGGAGGAAGAAAAAACAGAAAAGCCACCUGAUAACCAGAAGCUGGGUUUAUUAGAAGCGAUGCUAAAAAUUGGCGACUGGCAGCAUGCCCAAAGCAUCAUGGACCAAAUGCCUCCGUUUUAUGCUACUUCACACAAAUCUAUAGCUGUUGCCCUUUGCCAGCUUCUUCAUGUGAUGAUUGAACCACUUUAUCGCAGAGUCGGAGUCCCCAAAGGGGCCAAAGGGACUCCGGUCCCUGCUUUGCAGAAUAAGAGAGCGUUCAAACAAGUAGAAAACUUUGAAGAUUUAAGAAAAGAAGUGUUCAAUAUGCUUUGUUAUCUUGGUCCACAUCUCUCACAUGACCCCAUAUUGUUUGCAAAAGUGGUGCGUCUUGGAAAAGCUUUCAUGAAAGAGUACCAAACUGAUGGGAACAAACAGGACGAUAAAGAAAAAAUGGAGCUAUUAUUCAGUUGUUUGCUGAGUAUUACCGACCAGGUUUUGCUUCCUUCUCUUUCCCUGAUGGACUGCAAUGCGUGCAUGUCUGAAGAACUCUGGGGGAUGUUUAAAACAUUUCCCUACCAGUACCGGUACCGUUUGUAUGGCCAGUGGAAGAAUGAAACCUACAAUAGCCACCCGCUGCUCGUGAAAGUUAAGGCUCAGACAAUUGAUAGAGCCAAGUAUAUUAUGAAGCGUUUAACCAAGGAAAAUGUCAAGCCUUCUGGGAGACAAAUUGGGAAACUGAGCCACAGCAACCCAACCAUUCUAUUUGACUAUAUUUUGUCUCAGAUACAGAAGUACGAUAAUUUAAUAACUCCAGUUGUGGAUUCAUUGAAAUACCUCACUUCGCUGAACUAUGAUGUCUUGGCGUAUUGCAUAAUUGAAGCAUUGGCUAACCCAGAGAAAGAGAGGAUGAAACAUGACGACACUACGAUAUCCAGUUGGCUUCAAAGUUUAGCUAGUUUUUGUGGUGCUGUUUUUCGCAAAUAUCCUAUCGAACUGGCUGGUCUACUUCAAUAUGUGGCAAACCAACUAAAGGCUGGUAAAAGUUUUGACCUGCUUAUUUUGAAAGAAGUGGUGCAAAAAAUGGCUGGGAUAGAAAUCACGGAAGAGAUGACAAUGGAGCAGCUGGAAGCCAUGACAGGCGGAGAGCAACUCAAAGCAGAGGGUGGAUAUUUUGGCCAGAUCAGGAACACUAAGAAAUCUUCCCAGAGGCUGAAAGAUGCUCUUUUGGACCACGAUCUCGCCCUCCCACUGUGUCUCCUCAUGGCUCAGCAGKGGAARGGAGUGAUCUUUCAAGAAGGAGGGGAGAAGCACUUGAAGCUGGUGGGYAAGCUCUAUGAUCAGUGCCAUGACACGUUGGUCCAGUUCGGUGGGUUUUUAGCAUCCAAUUUGAGCACAGAGGAUUAUAUUAAGCGAGUGCCUUCUAUCGACGUUCUCUGCAAUGAGUUCCACACCCCUCACGAUGCUGCGUUUUUCCUCUCGAGGCCCAUGUAUGCGCACCAUAUUUCCUCAAAAUACGAUGAACUGAAAAAAGCCGAGAAGGGGAACAAGCAGCAGCAAAAGGUUCACAAGUAUAUUACGUCUUGUGAGCUUGUGAUGGCUCCGGUCCAUGACGCCGUGAUCUCCUUGCACCUCCCAAAGGUCUGGGACGAUAUCAGCCCUCAGUUCUACGCGACGUUCUGGUCGCUCACCAUGUACGAUCUGGCCGUGCCCCACACUAGCUAUGAACGGGAAGUCAACAAACUCCGAGUCCAGAUGAAAGCUAUUGAUGACAAUCAGGAAAUGCCUCCGAAUAAAAAGAAGAAAGAGAAAGAACGUUGUACGGCGCUUCAGGAUAAACUUCUGGAAGAAGAAAAGAAGCAGUCGGAGCAUGUGCAAAGGGUGCUGCAAAGGCUAAAACUGGAAAAGGAUAAUUGGCUUCUUGCAAAGUCUACAAAAAACGAGACCAUCACCAAAUUUCUACAGUUAUGUAUAUUUCCUCGGUGUAUUUUUUCUGCCAUCGACGCUGUUUAUUGUGCCCGCUUUGUGGAAUUGGUGCACCAGCAGAAAACGCCCAAUUUUUCCACACUGCUUUGCUAUGACAGAGUAUUUUCUGAUAUCAUCUAUACAGUCGCGAGCUGCACGGAAAACGAAGCCAGUCGCUACGGCCGCUUCCUGUGCUGCAUGCUCGAAACUGUAACUCGAUGGCAUAGCGAUAGGGCCAUAUACGAAAAGGAAUGUGGCAACUAUCCAGGGUUCCUCACUAUAUUACGGGCAACUGGUUUUGAUGGCGGAAACAAAGCUGACCAAUUGGAUUAUGAGAAUUUCCGGCACGUCGUACACAAGUGGCAUUAUAAACUGACAAAGGCAUCAGUGCACUGCCUGGAAACGGGUGAAUAUACGCACAUCCGAAAUAUCCUGAUCGUGCUGACCAAAAUCUUACCCUGGUAUCCCAAAGUGGUGAAUCUGGGCCAAGCGCUGGAAAGGAGAGUCCACAAAAUCUACCAAGAAGAAAAGGAAAAGAGGCCUGACCUAUAUGCAUUAGCAAUGGGCUAUUCUGGGCAGCUGAAAAGUAGAAAGCAUUGCAUGGUCCCUGAAAACGAUUUCCACCACAAGGACCCGCCCACCAGGAACACAGUGCCGACCGCGGUGCAAAACGGGCCGGGAGGAGGAGGAGGAGCCGGGCUGCCCCCUUCGGCGCUCACAACCAAUGCAGCUAAGCUGGAAGAAAGCACUGCUGAGGAGACGGAUAAAUUAAAAGAGAAAUCUCAGGGUGCUGUCAAAGUGAUCAAUAAGGCUGCCAGUACAACUCCAAAGGUGACCACAAGCAAUGGAAACAGUUCUUCAAAUAGCAAAGUUGUAAAAGAAAAGGAGGACAAAGAAAAAUGUGGGAAGGAAAAAGAGAAGGAGAAAAAGGAGAAGGCGCCAACUGCCACUCCUGAGGCCAAAAUGCUUGGGAAAGAUGGGAAAGAAAAGCCAAAGGAAGAGCGGGCAAACAAAGAAGAUAAAGCAAGAGAUAUCAAGGAAAAGACGCCGAAGUCGGACAAAGAGAAGGAAAAAGCAAAGAGAGAAGAGAAGUUGUCGAAGGACGAGAAGUCCAAGAUAAUCGUGACCAACAUCGAGUCAAAAUCAACAAUAGAAAAGGAAAGAGAGAAGGAACCAUCCCGAGAGCGAGAUGUAAUGAAGGAUAUGAAGACCAAGGAAAACAUUAGAGGAGGAGGAGGAGGAGAGAAGGCACCAGUUGCUGGGUCCUUGAAGUCGCCUGUUCCCCGCUCAGAAGCCUCCGAUUGUGACAGGGAACAAAAACGCCGCAAAGUUGAUAGCCACUGUUCUCCAUCGCAUUCCUCUACAGUAAAGGGUCUGGCCCCGCUUCCCCAAGUCCUUGCGGUUUCUGAGAACUGUGCGAGCUCACGUCUCAUCUCCAUUCAUUUCCAACAGGACAACCUCAGCGAACUCAAGGACUCUUCAGCAAAGCAUUAUGUUAACCACUCCACUCCCACCCUGUCCAAGAGUAAGGAGAGAGAACUGGACAAGAAAGAUUUGGACAAAUCGAGGGAAAGAUCCAGAGAGAGAGAAAAGAAAGAGGAAAAAGAAAGGAAAGAUCGGAAAAGGGAUCAUUCCAAUAGUGACCGGGAAGUGCCACAGGAUUCAACUAAGCGUCGGAAAGAGGAGAACGGAACAACUGGUUCUUCCAAGCAUAGCAAGAGUGUCAGCCCUUCCGAUUCCCCUCGCUCCAACGAAAAGGAGAAAAACAAAUCAAAAUCUUCCAGCAAAGAGAAAGGAGAUUCCAUAAAAGUCGAAAAGAUGGAAAAGAGCUCAUCUGGUAGCAAAAAGGAAUCCAGGCACGAUAAGGAGAAAUCUGAGAAAAAGGAGAAGCGGGACAGUACUGGGGGCAAAGAAGAGAAGAAACAUCAUAAAUCUUCGGACAAGCACAGAUAAUGAACACUCUCCUGACCAAGACCGAGAAGAUAUGGGAAGAGCUGUGGCCAGAAAACGGAUCUUUCUGGACUCUAGAUUGCACAGGAAAUUCGUAUGAAGAGGACCCAUCUGCAUCUCCUUAAAUUAUUCAGUUCUCUUGCUUUUAUUUCCCUCCCAGUGCGGAAGAUUUGAUUGUUGAGUUGUACAUUACUGUAUUUUUAACUUGUCUCUUAGUUCCUUAAGCAUUUAUUUUCAGUACCUGGCUGAAAGUGUUACAUGUUCCAUAUUUUGAGCACAAUGUGCUGCAAACCGUUGCCAUCGUGCAAAACUAAUGGGGGGGUUUCCACGUGUACAGAAAGCCGCAUUCGGUGAUCGAAAUACUGCCUGAGUUUGGUAAAACCCUUUUCGGUUGGAAAUGCAUUAUUUUGGGGUGUUUGGAAAACCUACAAAUAAAACAGUUAUUGAACCUUGGGAAUUUACCUCAUUUAGAACCCAGCUUUUUUUUUUAAUUUAUUGUUUUUAAUAUCGAUGACUAAAAACGAAGCGGGAGCGCUGCCGUCACGUGGUGCGUAUGAAUUAUUUGUAUAUUAUGUGCACAGCACUGAUGUGUUUCGGGAGCGAGCCGCCCUACACUUUCCCUCACUACACCUUAACGUUUUGUCAUAAUGUUUUUAGAGAAAUUGGGGAAAAAUAACUUUCUUCAAAGCUAAAAUUUCAAAAAAAAAUUAGGUUUCAAUAUUACAGCUGCUGCAGGAGCUUUGUAUCGCUGGAGUUUAGUCAAAAAAAAGAAAAAGUUUCACAAUGACAUUUUUAAAAAAAGGAAAAACCAAUUUUUUUAUCUGACAAAUUCUACCAGUGUAACCUUUUUUCUAAAUAAACAAUAGUUUUCUCAAUGGGUCGUAAA
This is a messenger RNA of Anolis sagrei ordinatus, 5789 nucleotides long. RefSeq names its product THO complex subunit 2 (gene THOC2). NCBI's taxonomy places the organism in Eukaryota, Metazoa, Chordata, Lepidosauria, Squamata, Anolidae. The record is from RefSeq and is a predicted model, not a curated record. Gene Ontology annotation, biological process: mRNA export from nucleus; mRNA processing. Gene Ontology annotation, molecular function: mRNA binding. Gene Ontology annotation, cellular component: THO complex part of transcription export complex.